Dreissena polymorpha is the source of this 4434-nucleotide messenger RNA. RefSeq lists its product as uncharacterized. The coding region runs from base 74 to 4045 and encodes 1323 amino acids. NCBI's taxonomy places the organism in Eukaryota, Metazoa, Mollusca, Bivalvia, Myida, Dreissenidae. The transcript has 10 exons. The record is from RefSeq and is a predicted model, not a curated record.
UAAACUGGUUUGUGACGUAGCAAAGAUGUCUCUCACAAGGAAGGUGUUCAUACAUUAACUGAAUUUGGAUAAAAUGGCAAGAAAACAGAGUAAAAUUAAAGACGUUAAGCACCCAACACUCGGUGACACGAAGACGCCUAACACACCAUCGCUCAGUGAAAUAUCAAAGCGAGCCACACACAGCAGGGCUAGGGGAAGAAAUAAGGAGCACGACGCUCGUUCGACGCCCCGGAAAUUGUCAGAGGCUACGGGCGGAUCCGUCAAGCCUGAAAAGUCUACCAAAGACAGCCAAACCAACAUAGAAACGGUCGAGUCAUUCAAAACUUUACGACGCGAUGCUGAUAGCGAACCUGGCGCGAAACUUAAGACGUCGAGCCGGUCUGUUAGAAACGGUGUUCCUCGGACACCAAGCAAGGUUUUGGCCGACACUCCCAAGGAUACCACGGUGAGUUUAAGCCGCACUAACAAUGGCCCCUAUGCGAGUUCCGGUGGCACUCCCCAGGAUCACGGGGUUAGUUUGAACAACAUUCCCAAACCGUGGGCGAGUUCGGACGGCACUCCCAAUAAACCCGUUGUGAGUUCGAAUAACACUCCACAGACUCCUGGGACGCUCUCUGACCACUACCAACGAGAGCUCAAAAAGCUGUCCGAUUACUGGAGCCGACAGAGCCCACUAGCGGAGAGUUCGCCGCGACUGCGAAGCAACCGGAAGGCACUAUUUGACAUCAAAGAGUGCCUGGGCAAAUCGUCGAAAUCAACACCAGUUCGAAAAAGACGCAGAAGUCACGACUUCCCGGAGCAUACAGUCAAUUUGACAUCGGAGAAUCUUCCAGAAUCUCCAUUUCCGUCCACGAGUUCGGAAUCAAAAUCGCAAGCCGGUCGGAAAUGGCCGCGAACGAACGAUUCAGAAGAUCAGAAGACAUCGGCAGCGCUCAGUGCAAGCGUCGUUUCAAAGAGUGCAUGCAAUGAAGUCAUCCUAGCACCGAGCAAAACACGUAGACGCCAAAUCGACAAAAGCUCAAUCAAUGACAAUAUCAUUUCAGGUAAAAUAGGAAACACUAAUAUGCAAUUCGAAACACCAGAAAUUGUAUUUGGGAACAAGGAUCUAAAUAUUGAAGACAGAAUAGAAAUUGGAACCGGUUCAACCACCGGAUGUUCUUCGACAGAAUUCGGUAGUGAUUCCGAAGACGAGGACUAUAUUCCACGGCGCAAGAAACUGCGUAGUGAGGUAACAAAGGACGAGUUGUGGGAGGGUAUUCCCCUCACGGUCACGUUCAAGCGCUUGACGCCGCUUGUAAAAACGGACAGCUUGACCCCUUAUGACCACAUGACAACCGAAGGAUGUCAGGACAGAAGACGAAUACUGGAAAGAACUGACAGCAGUGCAAUUGAGAAUAUAUCUUCUGACCUAGUAGAAGAAUGCUCAAGUGCGUUAACAAAGAAGAAAGAAACAACUGCCGAUGAUAAUACAAACAAGGAAAUAUUUCAAAGUGAGACUGACAUGGAUAAAAAGCUCGGGCUUCACUUACAAGCAUGUGGUCUUUACGAAGAAAUUGUCGAAACAGAUGCAGACGAAUGUGAUAAAUGUCAGGAGAAUUCUCUCGUAAGUCCAUGUAAACAGAAAUCGAUGCACAUAGCAGACAAGAUGAAUGAUGCAACCUUUCAAUCAUCUUCCCUUUUGUCUGACGUUUCAUCGAGUAUAGGAGCAGAAAUCAUUGCGGGCCAGUCUACUGAUCAUAAAGUUAAGAUAAUGACAUGGCAAGAUAACUUGGCACAUACAGAAAAUGAACUUACUAAGGAAAGUUCUAGUACAGACGCGUCAAAAAAUUUGUCGGAACCGUUUGUAAACUCUUCAAUGUCUAUCUCAGUUGGCUCAAUCGAACAGCCAUCUUCUUUUAAAAACUGUAUGGCCUUUGAUUUUGAUGAAGAUGAGUCGAAUCAAUAUAGUGAUAAAUUCAGGCAGAACAUUAAAUUAGAAUCGUCAAGAUUAAAUAUUGAAGGCGCUGCGCAGAGCGAGUUAAAUCAGAAUAUAUCGAUAUUUAACGAUACAUCAGUUCAUGUUAUUGCUGAACAAAUGGGUGCAAUGAAUGAAGGGGACUGCGAAUGCGAGGGAAGAGAUAGUCAGCUCUCAGAAAGCGUUUCCACAACGUUGGAACACAUAUUCAAUCUAGAAGAGACGGACACGAAAGCACAGUCAACUUCGCAACCACCAGAACUUUCAGCAACAACAACCAAAACAACUAAAGUACAAGAUAAAAUAGUCAGCUUAGAAGCAAGCACUUUAAUUCUAACACCACAACGCUCCAAGCGACUUUCUGAACACGCAACUGAACAGAAAACGGCGUGUGAAAUUUUAGAACAACAUAUCAAUGACAUUAAGAAUUCUGCUGAAACUGAAGGUGAGAGCGAAGGUCAAGUAAUAGGCCAAGUGAGUGAAAAUGCUAAACUCUCCUCAUUACAGCAGAUGAGGCACAUUUUCAGUAAACAUUUAUCCGUGCCUAAAACGAUCCCUCCUUUGCGGAUAAAGCUGAAGGAAUCACAUAACUAUCAGGGUGUGACGUCAUCAGGCGCGUCACGUGAGAGUCCGGGUAUGACUAAAUCGAAUAAGUCGUCGAAGAAAAAAUCUAACAAGUUCAAACUUAAACAUCGGACGACAGAUUUAGACGAAAGUUCCAAUAUUGGGCCAGAGAAUGACGGCGAAAGACAUUAUGUAAUAUCUGGGAGUGAAAUGUCGACAGCAAAUAAGAAAAGUACAACAACAAAGAGAAAGGAUGGAACUUCUAAAUGGAGUCCUUCCGGAUGUGCGGGGGUGGAGCUGAGACUGACAAGCGAGAGGCGACGCUCCGGGGCCGCUGACCUGCUGAACAAUCCCGUGCUCAAUACACACGCAUGCGUACUUUGGUCCAGUGAAAACCGGCGACACGUUCACCUGUCCAACCCCGACGCCUCCCUGGGCGAAAUGGACGCCAUUUUGAGCCGGAAGUGGGACGCUUUGGCGGACAAGGAGAAGCUACGCUACUUCCUGCGCGCCAAAGACGCUCUUCGGGACGAUAAUAGACACUCACACAAGGCCGGUAAUGAGGUACAGCGCCGAUCCGGCGACGACGAAGCCUCGUCCGCUAACGGGCCUGAAACUGGUUGGUCACGUGAGAGGUUCGACAAGUUGGCUCCCGGCUCCCAGAUGGCGGAAAUCAAGCGCUGGCUGCACUACUACCAAAAGGUGGCACCUGAAGUGUACACGAGCAUCAUGCGAGAGUUUAAAGGUCGAAUGAUGGAAGAACGACGCGAAAAAGCCGAAACAGACGAAAAACAGACCAGGACGCCAGUGAAACAGCGACGCACAAAAUUACGAAAGAAGGACAAGCGAAACAGCACCGGAAAUGACGUCAAACACCGACAACUUCUGUUCGGAAUGAUUCUGUCCAAGCGGGAGACGGUCAUUGCAAAACUUAUGACGAAGAAGCAACAACAAAAAGAAGCGCUAUUAGCAGCUUAUCUCUCUCUGGUAGAAAGACUAACAUCUGGUGACGUCAUAGAUUUUCACGGUGACGUCACGUCCGAAAAUCUUACCGAGAGAUUAUCGCAUAUCCGGGCUCUUGAGCGAGAUGGGAAGUUGGCAGUUGUGGGUGACGUCACUAGCAGUCCACGAUUUGAUAUAGUUUUGUCACAACUAUAUGACGCUGGUUCUCGAUUAACUGUUACAACCGGUCCGGCUGCUACAGACUUGCCGGGAGCUAGAGACCUAGAUAUUGACGCCUUGAACCCAUCUUUAUUACAGGAAACCCUGCCGUGCCUCAGCCCAGCAACUGUCCGUAAGGUUCUGUCCCCAAUUUCCGGUUACACGCCGGAAGAUCUUCCCGACGCCAUCCCGGAUCCCCUACCGACGACAUCGCCGUCUUCGAUUCUCACGCAAUGGGUUGCCGACGACAUUUUACAAGUGAACCCGCAAAUUGGCUUCCGUAAGGCAAUAUCGCUUCUCUCUGGAGACAAGAUUGUACAGCGACUGAUCGCUCCACUUUCGUCGAACGUGAGUCAACGAGAGUAAUCUGGUGGUUACUUCCUGUCAUCUAAUAAGUGAACCCCUCUACGAGCGCCAUCUCGGCCUUUUCGAUUGGACACGCCAUAUCACUUCCGAUUAAGUAUUAAUCAGCAUGUGCGGAUUCAGUCGGACAUUCGCAUUAUCCUGGCGUUCGCCCAACAUAUAUUUACUGCUGGCAGCGGCUUUUGAUUUUCUUAAAUAUUUUUGUAUUAGGUUUUAAAUGUUACCUAUUAAUGCUUGAUGCUAUAUUUUAUUGAGUGUGUCGUCUGAUUGUAUGCUCGUUCGUUGAACAAUAGCUUGUUUCGGAUAUAUUUCUUUUUAGAAGGCCGUUUAGACAUGUUAAUUCUGUGCUUUCAAACAAAACUUAAUAUUUAUUCAUUAAAUGUUAUUUCUUA